This is a messenger RNA of Magallana angulata, 1196 nucleotides long. RefSeq lists its product as uncharacterized. The record is from RefSeq and is a predicted model, not a curated record. Bases 55 to 1035 code for a protein of 326 amino acids. Lineage: Eukaryota; Metazoa; Mollusca; Bivalvia; Ostreida; Ostreidae. The transcript has 3 exons.
CUCUUCACAAAGAGAACAAAGGGAGCUGACUAUACUGUCAGGCACUAAAAUACGAUGAAAUUAAGGGCCUUGUACCAGCUUAUCUACCUCAGUGCUUUUAUACCAAAUUUAAAAGGAGCAUGUACCACUGAUAAAAUCCUCCUGAGGUGGCCAUUGACUCCAGAAGUUUGUAGUGACCAGGUCCUAUCUAAUCCUGAUCUACGGUUCUCUAACUGUCCUCACCCGUUCGUCCAGGACCUUCCUGCGCCCCACACACCGCCGGUCUCUCCAUUUUCCGUCAAUCUUUCCGCUGUUUCAGUCCUGGAUUUACGUAUUAAUACUGCGCCGUCCGGGGAUUAUGGAUUCUCAGCCUUUGUAAAACCAGCUACAAAUGACGACAGUUGUAUUCUCCAUUACAAAUCAGACGACGACAGUUUUGAGAUGAAGUUCCUUUCCACAGCCUCCGGAACAAAUGCCUCAGUCAUUGGAUGGGACUCCUCCGCUUCCAAUGCCUUACAGGUUGGGCAGUGGCAGAGGAUUGCUAUGGCAAUGGAUGCUAGUCAGUCAAAGCUCAAUUUAAUUAUUGAAGGAGCGCCUUUUGAUGACACUGAUGUGAACAUCUUUGGAUGGAAGCCUGAAAUUAUAGCCCCAAGCUUUAAAACACCAGGUACACUGAGAGUUGGGGGAUGUUUUGACGGAGAAACAUUCAGCGGAUUGGUGUCAUGUGUUGGUUUUGUUGAGGACAAAAACAUUGACUGUUCCUCGGGUUGCUAUGAUUCAAGUUCCUGGACUUCAUUCAAUAUGUAUCCAGAGAAAAGACACUAUGGGACAUUCUUGCCUACUGAAAGCGGAAAAAUACCAAUUCAGACUCCGAUCAGCGCAACUUUCGCCGACAGUAUGAGUUUUUGUGCAUUACAAUGCCUGAAGGAUGUCUUACUUUGUGUAAGCUUGGCGUAUAACAGCAUCACCGGAGUUUGUUCUUUUUAUCGGGAUUUCUUUUUCGUUACCCUGACUGCCUCUCCUAAUACUACCCUCUAUGUUUUACAGCCAUACUGAGUACUUGAUUGUUAACAAUUCUAUUCGGUUUAUUAUUGUUUUUACUAAAUAAAACUUUGCCAAAGUUGCAUCAGAGAUGUUUUAAAUACAUCAAUCUAUAUUCUUUCAUGUCCAAAGAUAUUUGUUUAACCUUUUUCUUAGUUGCUUUUUUUGCCGCCUUU